GGAAAGGGAUAAAAACCCAGGAAAGGGAUAAAAACCCAGGGGGCAGCGGGUCUCGAUGGGAAGAACGGGAACAAGGGAGCCAAAGGUGACAGAGGAUUCCAGGGGCAGAAGGGGAAGCCGGGAUGGAAAGGCGAUCCCGGGACCGCCGGUGACGCCGGGCAGAAAGGAGCAAAGGGAUUCCCGGGACUUCCGGGCCUCGCCGGCGCUCCCGGAGCCAAAGGCACCAAGGGAGAAAGGGGAAGUCCUGGAAAACCGGGAAUGCCGGGAUCGGAUGGACGGCACGGAGCAAAGGGGGAACAGGGAGCGGCGGGAAACACCGGAGCCUCGGGAAUUCCGGGGGAGAAAGGAGAAAAGGGAGCCAAAGGAGUUCCUGGAUUGGGAGGCUUCAAGGGACGGAUGGGAUGGCCCGGGAAGGCUGGAAUUGCUGGAGCAGACGGACUUCAAGGACCACAGGGACAACCAGGACCACAGGUGA
Lepidothrix coronata (blue-crowned manakin) is the source of this 475-nucleotide messenger RNA. Its product is annotated as protein PXR1-like. The coding region runs from base 56 to 475 and encodes 139 amino acids. The transcript has 7 exons. Lineage: Eukaryota; Metazoa; Chordata; Aves; Passeriformes; Pipridae. The record is from RefSeq and is a predicted model, not a curated record.